Molecule: messenger RNA, 222 nt
Organism: Leptosia nina
Lineage: Eukaryota; Metazoa; Arthropoda; Insecta; Lepidoptera; Pieridae
Source: the annotation of a GenBank genome assembly
AUGGAAUUAAAUCAAAAGAAAGUUGAGGCCGCAGUUAUCCUCUCCGUGGUAGCAGUAGCAGCCGCCGGCGUGGUCCACCUCAGCCACGGAUAUGCCGGCGAGGGCUACGGCCACGAAGCUGUCGCGUACGCGCCAGUCGCCCAUCUCGCCUAUGAAGCCCAUGACCAUCACGUUGACUAUCAUGUAAGCACUAGCUCAAAGUUUAGACUCACAAACACUUAA